Molecule: messenger RNA, 2745 nt
Organism: Metarhizium album ARSEF 1941
Lineage: Eukaryota; Fungi; Ascomycota; Sordariomycetes; Hypocreales; Clavicipitaceae
Product: serine/threonine-protein kinase sck1
Exons: 2
Coding region: 1-2745 (914 amino acids)
Biological process (GO): protein phosphorylation
Molecular function (GO): ATP binding; protein serine/threonine kinase activity
Source: RefSeq, a predicted model, not a curated record
AUGCCGGUUGUUGACCCAUCAUCAUCAUCGAACAGGACCGCCGCUACCGACGAAGAUGGAGCGGAUCACAUCGGCUCUGACACACCACGGUCUGGCGUAGCCACCCCUCAACCCGACCUCCACGACAAACGUCUGCCGGGAAUCAUGAGCUACUUCAGCCAGGUUCGUCAAGACCCUUAUGCCGCCGACACCUCUGCUUGUGCCUCUUCUGUUCCUGUCAUCAUGAUGCCUGUCGGCUCUGGCUCUGGCUCUGGCUCCGGCUCCGGCUCCACAUCCUCAUCUUUGCAUCAAGAGCCAGAUUUGCACGCCAAGGUCCAGUUUCACUCUUCCACCACUUUGGAGAAGCAGCCGCAGAGCCUUUGCCAUAAUUCGUCGCGCUGCGCCCCAAGGACAUCAGGUUGUCGUCUCCCAAUGUCUUUGGAUAAGCACGCUUCUGAUUCAAGUCAUGUCGUACAACCAGCCAUGGCCUCACAUUCAUACCCUACUCCUCCUCCCUCACAGCCGUCAAGUUCCGAAACCUCUUCAUGUAAAGGCGCAGACUCCCCAGACGGAGACGCUAUCAAGACGGUUUCUAAUGGAACGUCAACAAUACAUGAAAGCUGCCACCGGACAAGCGCUCCCGCACUCCCAGUCUCAUCGAAGCCGGAGACGAUGGUGGGCGUAGGCGCUGAGCUUGUGCCCCCUGCCACGUCACAAACACCCCCCGUAUCGUCACCCUCCAAAACUCCCCCCAGGUUACCCCAAACUUCUGCCCCAAGCAAGUGGUUCUCGCUCGAGGGACUCAAAGAGCUAACUCGUGGUGUCAUCUUCAAGAGUGGUCCGCCGACUCCCACAAGAGCCCUGUCUGCUGCCCACUCUUCUCAGUCUGACGGCAGAGACACUCCAAGCAGAACGAGCAAUGAUGGAGCAGAAACGGCGAGCGGAACACAGACCCCACGCACCGCCGGCGUUCAACCUCCUGCACAAAAGGGCAAGCUGACUAUCAAAAUCGCCGAAGCACGCGGGCUGCGGAGGUGCCGGGAUCCCUAUGUUGUCGCAGUAUUUCAACGAAGCGAACUCAUCUCGGGUGGUCCACGGCCUAAUGAGGAGGAGGAGCCCCUUAGUGCCGCCCCGGCCGGGCUGGGUGGCAUUCCCAUACAACGGCAAGGUAGCGACUCAGGUCGCCCUCCAAUGGCCAUCCCCAUGAGAAGUCGUCAGAGCAGCAAUACCAGCAUCCACGACUACAAUACCUUCCGCAAUCGAACUACGCGUGCACCAUCAAGCAAUCCCAAAUGGGACGCCGAAGCAGUCUUCGACGUUGUGGAUACCGACAUGUUGGUCGAUGUUUCGGUCUACGAUCACACUGCUACCGGAGAGGAGUUUCUCGGCCACGUCGAUUUCCAGGCCGGUAAAGACGGCGAGGGUCCCGUGAGAGGAUGGUUCGCUUUACGCGGCCAUGCGGAUACAAUCGCGGAAAACGCACCGACUGGCGAGCUUUACGUGGAAGCCUUUUAUCAAAGUUCCGAGAAGAAACAUUUUGGACCUAAUGAUUUCGAAAUCCUGAAGCUCAUUGGCAAGGGCACUUUUGGACAGGUCUAUCAGGUACGAAAGCGAGAUACACAACGAAUUUAUGCCAUGAAGGUGCUUCAAAAGAAGGUAAUUGUCCAGAAAAAAGAGGUAGCUCAUACGGUUGGCGAACGCAAUAUUCUUGUUCGGACAGCUACCUCGGACUCGCCCUUCAUCGUUGGCCUCAAAUUCUCCUUUCAAACUCCCUCUGAACUGUACCUGGUUACCGAUUACAUGUCAGGAGGGGAGCUGUUCUGGCACUUGCAAAAAGAGGGUCGAUUUGACGAAAGGCGAGCCAAAUUUUACAUUGCCGAGUUGAUUUUAGCCAUUCAGCAUUUGCACAACAACGAUAUCGUAUAUCGUGAUCUCAAACCGGAAAAUAUCCUCCUCGACGCCAAUGGUCAUAUUGCCUUGUGCGACUUUGGGCUAUCCAAGGCUAACCUGACCAAGAAUGACACUACCAAUACAUUUUGCGGCACGACAGAAUAUCUCGCCCCCGAAGUUCUUUUAGACGAAUCUGGCUAUACCAAGAUGGUAGACUUCUGGUCUCUGGGCGUCUUGGUAUUUGAGAUGUGCUGCGGGUGGAGCCCUUUUUACGCAGAAGACACCCAACAAAUGUACAAGAACAUUGCUUUCGGCAAGGUUCGAUUCCCCCGCGAUACCCUGUCGCACGAAGGCCGAAAUUUUGUCAAGGGAUUGCUUAAUAGAAAUCCAAAGCACCGACUCGGCGCGACGGAUGAUGCCGAAGAGCUGAAGCGCCACCCGUUCUUUGCGGACAUUAGCUGGGACAUUCUCGCAAAGAAGCUCAUUACACCCCCUUUUAAACCAAAGUUGAAGUCUGAAACCGACGUCUCCUACUUUGACCCCGAGUUCACCACUGCCCUGGAACAGAACGGCUCUCUCAACGAGCGGGCCGCUGCACUCGCCCGUGGUUACGCCGCCUCUACACCCCUGUCUCCGUCUGUCCAGGCAAAUUUCCAAGGCUUCACCUUUGUCGACGAGAGUGCUCUGGACGACCACAUGAGGGAUCGAUUCCGAAACGACGACGAGGACAUGGAUGAUGCGCACGCACAGUACGACGAGGAUGAUUGGGACAAUCUGGAAGACAUUGAUCCCCGUAAAGCAAACCGCAUGAGCGGCAUUGUGAAGACGUCAACUGCAGACGAUCACAUGGUGGGUGGCGCUCACUUUGAAGUGUAA